AUGACACCCAUCACCGAAAUCCAAGGUGAUCUCUUCGACGCACCGGAGGGUGUUUCUUUGAUUCACGCAUGCAAUUGUCAGGGGUCAUGGGGCAGAGGGGUUGCCCAGGGUUUUAGGGAGAAGUACCCAGCAGCUUACCGCAUCUUCCGCGCCCACUGUCAACAAUACUUGGCCAAUCCACAAGUACAAACACGGCCCAUUCCCGGCACAGGACCAAACGCCGAUCGCCAACAACCUCGCACUGUUAAAUUACCUGAAGGCACAGCCCUGGUAAUCCCACCACAGCCGGCAGACUACCAGCCGCGCCCGCAGCCGCAGUCUCACCUGCAAUCGCAUUUCCAACUUGGCCCCAGCAGCGUUAGUCGUGGGCGCGGAGGUGAGCGAGGACGGCGACGCGGGAGACUAAAUAGUUCCAGAGGUCCAAGACCACCUCCAACUGGGAAAAAGCAUUGGAUCAUAUGCCUCUUUACGUCGUGGCACUAUGGCCCGCAGAACAGGAGUCCACCAGAUGUCAUUUUGGCCAAUACAGCGCUUGCUGUUGCUGAUCUGAAAAGACAGCUUGCUGCUUCUUCCACUACGGUUGCGGAGAUGACAGGAGAGGGGCAACCUGGGCAGCUAUGGGGAUGUAGAUUUAAUGCGGGGCUUUUCGGUGUGCCGUGGGAGCGGACAAAAAGGAUGCUGGAGAAGGCGGGGUUGAGAAUGACGAUUGUCAGCCCACCAGGACAAUAG
Messenger RNA from Paracoccidioides brasiliensis Pb18, 729 nucleotides. RefSeq lists its product as uncharacterized. The coding region runs from base 1 to 729 and encodes 242 amino acids. The transcript has 3 exons. The record is from RefSeq and is a predicted model, not a curated record. Gene Ontology annotation, biological process: peptidyl-glutamate ADP-deribosylation.